Molecule: messenger RNA, 811 nt
Organism: Pezoporus flaviventris
Lineage: Eukaryota; Metazoa; Chordata; Aves; Psittaciformes; Psittacidae
Gene: METTL5
Product: methyltransferase 5, N6-adenosine
Exons: 8
Coding region: 112-756 (214 amino acids)
Biological process (GO): rRNA methylation
Molecular function (GO): rRNA (adenine-N6-)-methyltransferase activity; nucleic acid binding
Source: RefSeq, a predicted model, not a curated record
GCGCCCCCGGGGCAGCUGUGACUGGAGGUGGCGUGAGGCGGUGCGGUGCAGGUGUGUGCUGGCCCAAGGCCUCGCGGGCUCUGUCGGGCGAGCGGCCGGUAAACUACAAACAUGAAGAAGUUAAAACUUAAAGAACUGGAAAGCUGUCUUCAACAAGUUGAUACUUUUGAAAAUCCAAAACUACUCCUUGAACAAUAUCCAACAAGACCUCAUAUUGCAGCAUGUAUGCUUUAUACAAUUCACAAUACUUUUGAUGAUAUUGAAAACAAAACGAUUGCAGACUUAGGAUGUGGUUGCGGCAUGCUCAGCAUUGGAAGUGCAAUGUUAGGAGCAGGGUUUAGUGUGGGGUUUGACAUUGACGCAGAUGCACUGGAAAUAUUUAAUAGUAAUAUCGAAGACUUUGAGCUCACGAACAUCAACAUGAUUCAGUGUGAUGUCUGUUCUUUAUCUGACAGCAUGUCAGAGACUUUUGACACAGUUGUUAUGAACCCUCCAUUUGGUACCAAGCAUAAUAAAGGAAUUGAUAUGAUUUUUCUGAAAACUGCAUUACAGAUGGCUAAAACAGCUGUAUAUUCCCUUCACAAAACUUCAACACGGCAGCAUAUUCAAAAGAAAGCAGAUGAAUGGAAUGUGAAGAUGGAAGUCAUAGCAGAACUUAGAUAUGACUUACCAGCAUCAUACAAGUUCCAUAAGAAGAAAUCAGUUGACAUUGAAGUGGAUUUCAUUAGAUUUUCUGCCAAGAAACUCCUGAACUGAGGCAUGUCUUUAAAACCUAUUGAAAAUGGAACAAUAAAACAAUGAUUUUUUUUUU